CUCCAUCUCUGUCUCUCUCUGACUCAAUCUCUCUCUAAAGUCUUAAAUUCUAAAUUGGUGGCAGUUGAUAAAACCUUUAUGUGUGGGUUUUCUCUCUUCUAUCCCUGUUUGCUCAGUUGUCAUAUGAAAACACGUCCUCAUUGAAUUUUCUUGUUGAUUUUACGUAGCUAGUUUGCUUCCAUCUGAUACCCAUACAGAAGCUCGUAGAUACUACUAUAGGCUAUGGAAAGUGAAGAACAGGAGUCUCCGGCUAAGGAAAUGGAUGAAAGGACUUCCAAUAACAGCUCAAUUAGUACUCCAAAGGUUGUAGAAUUGAGCGAAAUAAUGGAGGAAUCACCCACCGAUCAACAACGGCAAAGGCAAAGCCUUGCCUUAGAGAUACCCUCAAGAACAAAUGAGAACUCUAAUGGGGAUUUUGUCAGGAUAAACAUGCCCCAAACACCGAAUCAAACUCCUAAAAGAGUGAAUUUUUCGCCCGCUCCUAGCCCUAGAUACCCUCGAUUCAAUGAAUCUGCAAGUCCCUUUAGAGGUAAAUCAUCCCUGAAAAGCCUUCUUCCAAAAUUGAGCUUCAAAUUUCGUACUGCUAAUUCGGAAAUUGAGAAAGCUGCAAUCCUAGCCUUGGGAGAGUCGCCAAUGGAGAAGUCUUUGGGUCGAAGGACAUCCUCUCUUACAAAACUUUUCACUCCCAGAAUGAAAAGAAGUUCAUCUUUACCAGGCAUCCUAAUUAUACACUCAAAUCCAGAGUCUAUGCAUGGAGGGAGUACAGUGGAUGAUUAUGCAUAUGCUAAAAGCGGGACUCAGCUUUCUAUUCAUCGUUCACACUCAGUCCCUGUGUUAAAUAAAGAUGGAAGCAUAAGACAGGGUGAUUCAUUAAGCGGUGUGUUUCGUGUGGUUCCCACUACUCCACGAGCUGCCGAAGGAACUCCCGCAACGUUGACCACAAGUCCAACAAACAAUACUGAUGGAAAUUAUGAUGCUGGUGAUGAUAUUCCCGAAGAAGAAGCUGUUUGUAGGAUCUGUUUGGUUGAGCUUGGGGAGGGUGGUGACACUCUUAAGAUGGAAUGUAGCUGCAAAGGUGAUCUUGCACUGGCCCACAGAGAAUGUGCUGUAAAAUGGUUUAGCAUCAAAGGCAACAAGACAUGUGAUGUGUGCAAACAAGAGGUUCAGAAUCUACCUGUCAUUCUUUUCCGAAUUCAAAAUGCCCAAGCCCGUAACUUGCGAGGAAAUAGAGCCCGGCAAACUGAAGUUGCUCGAUACAGAGUUUGGCAGGAUGUUCCUGUUCUGGUCAUUGUCAGCAUGCUCGCGUACUUUUGUUUUCUAGAGCAGCUUUUGGUUUCAAAUAUGGGAUCGGGCGCAAUUGCCAUAUCCCUGCCAUUUUCCUGCUUUUUAGGUCUCCUUGCAUCCAUGACAUCAACAACUAUAGUGAGGAGGAAAUUUGCCUGGCUGUAUGCUGCUAUUCAGUUCUCACUGGUGGUUCUAUUUGCGCAUCUUUUCUAUUCACUGCUUAGAAUGCAGGCUGUUCUGGCAGUUCUUCUUGCCACACUUUCUGGUUUUGGAGGUGCAAUGUGUGGGACCUCUGUUCUUCUUGAGUUUUCAAAACUGAGGGAUAGAUGGGAUUUCCAGUUAAAUCAACAUUCGACUUCUCAGGAGGUAACUCAGCCGCCGGCAACUUCAAAUACACAACAAUCAACUGCUCCCCCUGAAACUGGGGAGUCCAGAGUAUAGCGUGGCAGCUAAUUCAUUAUUGUUACAAAGAAACAUUUUGUGCAGAAUGCCAUAGUAGAUCAAGAACUGGUUCUUAGCUUGUGUAUAAUAACGUUAAGUUUCGGUUGAAAUAUUGGGUUUGGUAUUUGUCCUGCAACU
Rhododendron vialii is the source of this 1863-nucleotide messenger RNA. RefSeq lists its product as uncharacterized. NCBI's taxonomy places the organism in Eukaryota, Viridiplantae, Streptophyta, Magnoliopsida, Ericales, Ericaceae. The transcript is spliced from 8 exons. Bases 223 to 1725 code for a protein of 500 amino acids. Gene Ontology annotation, molecular function: zinc ion binding. The record is from RefSeq and is a predicted model, not a curated record.